This is a messenger RNA of Xylaria bambusicola, 2920 nucleotides long. RefSeq names its product copper radical oxidase. The record is from RefSeq and is a predicted model, not a curated record. Lineage: Eukaryota; Fungi; Ascomycota; Sordariomycetes; Xylariales; Xylariaceae. Bases 530 to 2323 code for a protein of 597 amino acids. The transcript is spliced from 4 exons.
AGACGGCUGCAAGCGUUGUCCCGAGAGUUUCGGCCGCAGACCCGCUGGGAUCUGUGCCUGACCUCCCCGGUUCCUGGGCAUACAGGGGCUGCUAUACUGAGGGUAGCAAUGGUCGGGCACUCAAUGUUCAGCAGCAAGAUAGCGACGACCUCACUAUCGAAUCUUGCGUCGACAUCUGCAUCGGCCUUGGUUACAGUGUGGCUGGACUAGAAUAUGCGAGCCAAUGCUUUUGCGACAAUUUCGUCCGCAAUGGCGCCAACUUGACAGACGACGCGGACUGUAACAUGCCUUGCUCGGGCGACAAUGAACAGUUUUGCGGUGCGGGAAAUAGACUCUCGAUCUUUUCAAAUGACACCCUCACCGUGUAUCUCCCACCCAGUGCCCUUACAGAGGGCCUUCCUGGGUCUUGGGAGUACUAUGGGUGCGUUGUGUAAGUGUUGAUCAUUGGAGACUGUAGAAGACCUGAUGCUGUAGUGGGGAGCUAAUAUGUAAGUACAGCGACGCCAUUGACAAUCGCGUCCUGCCGUGGAUGAGCAACGAUGAGCAGAACGCAACGAUCGAGGCUUGCAUAGCUGGCUGCAGUCGAUUCGGUUACAAUGCGGGAGGUGUUGAAUACGGAUACCAGUGUUUCUGCGGCGAUAUUGACGAAGUCACCAAGGCUCCUGAAUCUGAAUGCACCGUUCCCUGCCCAGGUGAUCCUAAUCACCUCUGCGGUGGCGGUAAUAGAAUAUCGUACUACCAGUGGACUGGUGAGACUUUGACGACAUGGUCGUAUGCUCAAGGUGCUGCAGCUGGACGCUAUGAUUUUAUCAUGUCCGCGCCCCUUCUGCCUCUGAUUAGCACUGUUAGUAUCAACGAGAAGGUCGUUUUCGUUGAGAAGCAUGGCACACAGGUCUAUGACAACAGUAGCGGCUCAUUUGAGUUUGAUCCUACGCUUGCGCCACAAUACGGCACCGCCUUUCGUGAACUCCAGCUCAAGACUGAUGUCUUCUGCUCUGCAUCCCUGGUGCUGCCCGAUAAAGCUGGGCGUCACAUAAACCUCGGCGGGUGGUCUGCUGAAUCACUCUAUGGCGUCCGUCUCUUCACACCCGAGCCAGGCUUGGGUAAGAACGGAACAAAUGACUGGGAGGAAGAUGUGAAUAAACUCAAAUUAUUCGAUGCUCGUUGGUACCCGACUGCCCUGACGCUGAGUAACGGAUCCAUUCUCGUCAUGGGUGGUGAGGAUGGUUCAGACGGCCCGGUGGUUCCAACCUGCGAGAUCCUCCCCAGGCCUGCUGGGGUUACUAACUCAACAUACCUGGACUACAUUCAGAACGUUGAGAAAAUCAACUCGUAUCCCUUCAUGGCCGUUUUGCCUUCGGGUGAUAUCUUCUUCGCGCAGUAUAAUGAAGCGCGUCUUAUUUCACAGACCGACUUUCAGACGGUCAGAAUGGUGGCGCAGAUGCCUGGAGCUGUCAACAAUCCUGAAGCUGGACGAAAUUACCCCUUACAAGGAACAAUGAGUCUUUUGCCUCAGCACGCGCCGUAUGAUGACCCGCUAGGCGUGUUGAUUUGUGGUGGUACAACCGACGGUGCGAACUUCGGUCUCGACAACUGCAUUUCUAUUCAGCCAGAAGUUGAAGGUGCCGAGUGGACUAUUGAGAGAAUGCCGUCUACUCGUGUCGUGACAUGCAUGGUAGGCUUGCCCGACGGGCGUUAUCUGAUUCUCAACGGAGCUGUCAACGGACGCGCAGGUUUCGGCUUAGCCACACACCCGAACAAGGGCGCCGUGCUGUACGACCCUGCGAAGCCCGUUGGUGCGCGAAUGUCACAACUCGCUAACUCGACCAUUGCUCGCCUAUACCACUCCGAAGCAGUACUGAUGAAUGACGGACGUGUACUGGUCUCAGGCAGCGACCCCCAGGACCAGAUCAACCCCGAGGAGUACCGUCUCGAGUACUUCUCGCCCGACUACAUCCUAUCCGGAGCGCCCAAGCCCACGUUCACCAUCACGAACAAGGACUGGGCCUACGGUGAGACCGUCCCUUUCACGCUGACCUCAACAUUCAGGGGUGACGUGAAGGUGUCGCUCAUCGCAGCCGUUGGAUCGACUCAUGGUAAUAACAUGGGCCAACGGACUAUUUUCCCAGAAUUCUCCUGCAGCGGUACAUCGUGCACUGUCACUGCGCCGCCAAAUGCUAGGGUCAGUCCACCUGCCUGGUACAUGUUCUUCGUCUUGGAUGGCCCGACACCGAGCCAUUCAGUCUGGGUCCGUAUCGGAGGGGAUCCCGCUAGCAUCGGUGACUGGCCCAAUAUCGAGGGCUUCACGUUCCCUGGCGUCUAGUAAUACCGUGAAGAAGGCGCGUGUCUUGUGUGCAAAUGAGGCUGGGUUAGUAGAAGUAUCACUUUUCAUUCACGAUAGAAGGAUAUAUGGCCUUAGGCAAUAAGCUUCUAGCUUUCACACAUUCUUAAUUUGUAAUUGUAGUCUUCCCUAAUAUGUCAUCUAAAUGUGUGAUGCCAUGUUCAUCUAUACCGCCAUAUCUGCUUACUCAACGCAUGCGUUCUCAGAACUAAAGAGACUAGACACAACCUCGAAAGAUUUCUAGUUAGAUACUAGGUAAAAUUGAAGAUCCAUAGCUAGAAGCUGUCGACUCAGAAUGACUUACACAUCACCCUCGGUCUAGGUAGUCUUGUAACCGUUCAUCUCUUACCAUGUCUACUCUUAGGUACAGCGUACUUUACCGUAGUGCUGUGGCGAUGGGAGAUUAUCACAUGCCCACUGGGUUGGCGCGGUUAGAAACGGAUAUCAACAUGGAGAUGUCAAGGGCAUGGUAGUAAUAAUGGGUAUCAAACUUACCUACAUAACAACUCCUUACCUAGGUAGAUGAAAUACACAAGUCAUUGCCAAUUGGUCAAUUUUACAAUGUCUUUAAAGGUCAAG